UCGCCACCGCUGCUGCCAUCCGCGGAAAGGAAAUAUAUUAAGUUGUAUGUGCCUAGUUAAACAUCGUCACCGACCUCCAAUUAAUCAAGUUGAUGAAAAUGGCGUUUGUUCCAUCUUUGAGCUCUCAUGUUAGUAUGGAUGAUUACUUACUCACUAGAAGGCGUCAGCGCCGAAACAGGACGACAUUUAACCCUCAGCAGCUGACAGAACUGGAAGUGCUGUUCGAGAAGACACACUAUCCAGAUGUGUUUCUCAGAGAAGAAGUGGCUAAAAAGAUCAAUCUAUCUGAGGCGCGAGUACAGGUAUGGUUCCAGAACCGGCGAGCCAAGUGGCGGAAGCAGACCCGUGCUCAGCUCAUACAAGACGUGUGGCGGAGGUACAAGUUGGGAGGAGGUCCUCCUACCGAUGGCUGGCUGGCCGCUCACAGAUUUCCACCGCCCCACUCGGCAACGCCUCCCACCGCUAGCCCUGCACCGACAACUACGCCUCUCUACUCCGCGGUGCCCCACGUGCUGUAUGGGGACCGACUGGCUGUGACGCAAGG
Molecule: messenger RNA, 544 nt
Organism: Stegodyphus dumicola
Lineage: Eukaryota; Metazoa; Arthropoda; Arachnida; Araneae; Eresidae
Biological process (GO): regulation of transcription by RNA polymerase II
Molecular function (GO): RNA polymerase II transcription regulatory region sequence-specific DNA binding; DNA-binding transcription factor activity, RNA polymerase II-specific
Source: RefSeq, a predicted model, not a curated record